AUGAAUCACAAAAUCGAUAUUUUUUUGUACAUUUGUAAAAUGGAAAAUAAAUUAAAGGUAGAGAAAGACUUAAUAAAGAAACUUAUACCAACACAAAAAAAGUUCAGUAAAAAUAUGGUAGUUAAAUAUGUUUUGUAUAACUAUAAAACGAAAAAAUCUUUAAUAAAAAAAAAUUGGAAUAUUAAUUACAUUUUGAAUAAGACAAAGAAGAAGAGGAAAAACAAGGAAGCUGCACAUGAUAAGAACAUAUCUGACAAACUUGAUGGUGAAAAGAAGGAAGUAACACACGAGCACAAUUUUACUGACUCGCAUGGAAAUCCUAUGAACAAUUUAUUAAUUGAAAAAAGUAGUGGAGUAAAUAAUAAUUCAAGUUCUUAUAAAAAAUUGCUUAACAAGAUAAUCCGAAAUGUAAAAAAUGGAAGAAAUACGACCAUAGUAAAUACUGGGGUAGACACACAGAAGGGUGAAAAAAAUGUCUUUCUUUAUGGUCACUUGUUUAAGAAAUAUUUAGGAAACGGCAAUAAAAAAAGAGGGGGAAAUGUGGAAAUGUCAAAAUGUGGUGAGACAGAGGAACAUAUUAACAAACAGAAUAUAGAAGAGUUAGAAGAAGUGAAGAAAAAUAAAAUAUCAGAGGAAAAUUUAAAAGGAGAUUGUGCUGUUAAGAAAAGCAAAAAUAGCUAUGAAAAGAGUAAAAUGUUUGAAGACUAUUUAAAAAAAAAGAGAGGACUAAUUUUAGACAUAUAUGAUUAUGUUGUAAUAUUGAACAAUGAGAACACUAAAAUAUCAAUUUCAUCAUGGGCAUACAAAAAUAGCAAAAUAAUCGAUAUGAUAAAAGUAAAGUCUUUUAAGGAAACAAAUAGAAAAAGUAAUAGAAGUAAUAAAACAACCCCCUUUUGUCAUAGAUGUUUUAUAAAAAAAUAUUUUGACAGUACUAAUUUUAAUUACCCCAAAUGUUGUAAAAAUUUACCCGCAAAAAAGGUAGUAAAAAAUGGAGAACAUUUGAGGGAAUGUUUGAAACGCAUUAUUAGGAAGUGUGUAGAAAUAAUUAAAAGAGGAAGAGGAAAAACACUUAACGUAUGCUUUAUUUUUAAGUAUAAAAUUACCAUAAACAAUCAACAUACAUCUAUACAUCUGAUUAAUUUUCCUCUUUGUAAUAUAGAAAAGAAUAAAAUUUUUUAUAAUAGCAAUAAUGAGAAAACGUUACUAUUUUUAUUUAAUAAAAAGAUUAUAAACUCGGUAAAAAAUAUUAAUGAUUAUUCUAAUUUUAUAUUUCCUUUUAACAAUUCGCAAGAGUGUCAGAGAGCUCUUAAUUUAAAGAAAAAAAUUAUUUAUUUUGUUAGUCAUCGAAAAUGCCUCUUUGAAAAGGAGGAAAAAGUUGGAACAAAUGAAACCCUCAUAGAUAUCCAACAAAAAGAAGACAGUAUUUUAAACGAUUAUUAUACAACUAAAGAAAUGAAUAAUAAUAGGGAGAAAACAUUUACGAAGUAUAAUAAAAAAGAAAUAAUUUUUCAUAUGCAUCUUUUCGAAAUACUAAUUAGACUUAUAUUUAAAAAUUCGAAAACAUACUUUACAUUUUUUAUCAGUGAACAAACCUAUGAUUUUGAGUUUUACAAAAAUAUAUAUUAUCUUAAUUUAAGCAAAGUUGUUAAUGUGAAAAUAAAACUGAAGAAGGAUAUGAAAAGAAGGAUGAUAAAAAAAGUCAAAAAAAAGGCUAAUAAAAAAGUCAAAAAAAAGAUGAAAAAAGAAAAAAAUAAUAAAACAACAGAAAAAAGGAACAUUUUAUGUAGUAACGAUGGGGGAAGUCUGUUUAAUACCUUGUUAAAAGAAAAUGAUGAUUGCAAAAAUAUAAUAAAUGAAAAGGAUAAAAAAAUAUUUAAUUUACAAAACGAGGUGCAAGAAAAGAAUAAAAUAGUAUCAAAUCUUGAAAUGGAAAUUACAAAAUAUAAAAGCGAACAUUUUGAAAAGAUCAAAAUUAUAGAAAGUUUGAAAAACAAAAUCUCAAAAAAAGAAGCAACUAUAUAUGAUAAUUCUAUAGAUGAUCAAGUAAUGAAAAAUUCUAAUUAUGUAAAGAAAUUAUAUAAUGAAAAUAAUUUAUUAAAGGAAAAAAUGAAAAGGUUAAACAGUUCAAUUAAGAAGGACAAAAUUUAUUCAAAUACGAUUGGAACGCUUCCUAACACGAAAGAAAGUUCUAAGGCCAUCAUACCCUCAACUACUGAGAAUGCGAAAGAAAAAGAUCAAAACGACAAAUUAAGUUUUUUUCUGAAAGCUUUUUUAGAUACGGAACAGAAAUUAUACACAGCUGAUGUAGUAAUAAACACCCAGAAGGAAAUCAUAGCAAGAAUUAAAAAGGAGAAAAAUAAUUAUUUUGAGGAAGUGGAAAGGAGAAAAACUGUUUUUAAAAAGGAAAUGGAAAGAUCUCUGGAUUUUAUAUACUCCAUUUGUGAAGAUAUAAAAACAAAGAAAGAAAAGAUAUGCUUAACGAAUAGAAUAAAUAAAUUACAUGAUUCUAUAAAUGACUUUUUAGGUAAAUUUGAAAAAAAUUAUUAG
This is a messenger RNA of Plasmodium malariae, 2547 nucleotides long. Its product is annotated as conserved Plasmodium protein, unknown function. Bases 1 to 2547 code for a protein of 848 amino acids. Lineage: Eukaryota; Apicomplexa; Aconoidasida; Haemosporida; Plasmodiidae. The record is from RefSeq and is a predicted model, not a curated record. The transcript is spliced from 8 exons.